Molecule: messenger RNA, 2349 nt
Organism: Lactuca saligna
Lineage: Eukaryota; Viridiplantae; Streptophyta; Magnoliopsida; Asterales; Asteraceae
Source: the annotation of a GenBank genome assembly
AUGGCGCAUGAUAGCGACCUUCCCUGCGACGGAGAUGGCUGCUGCAUGAUCUGCAAAAUCAACCCACCGGAAGAAGAGAAGAUUACCUGCAAGACCUGCGUCACUCCCUGGCAUCUUGAUUGUCUUUCAGCUCGUCCCCAAACCCUAGCCGAUGCUGCACAAUGGGAGUGUCCCGACUGUUCAAAUCUCAUUACUUCUCCGCCUCCCUCUAACGUCACAUCGGGAUCUGAACCGUCCGGUGCGCUUGUUGCGGCCAUUCGAGCCAUUGAGUCUGAUGUCUCACUCUCCGACCAAGAGAAGGCCAAAAGACGCCAGCAACUCUUGAGUGGAGGAGGUUCCGACGAUGGCGAUAAACCGGCCGAUGACAAAAUAGAGGCCGCCGGCGCCGGUGGUACCGAUGUUCUAAAGAUUCUCAGCAGUAGCUUUAACUGCUCCUUUUGCAUGCAGCUGCCGGAGCGACCAGUCACGACACCCUGUGGCCACAACUUUUGUUUGAAGUGCUUCGAGAAAUGGGUUGGCCAGGGGAAACGAACAUGUGUCGUUUGUAGAACUUCGAUUCCUCCUAAAAUGGCGAGUCAGCCUCGAAUCAACUCAUCCCUUGUUAUAGCAAUCAGAAUGGCGAGGAUGACAAAGUCAAAUGCUGCUUCAGGACCACCUAAAGCCUACUUUUCUGUUCUGAAUCAGAACAAACCAGACAAAGCGUACACCACUGAGAGGGCAAAGAAGACAGGGAAGGCUAAUGCAUGCAGUGGAAAGAUAUUCGUGACAGUUCCUCCAGAUCAUUUUGGACCCAUUACUGCUGCGAACGACCCAGAGAGAGGAAUGGGCGUUCUUGUUGGUGAAACUUGGGAGGAUCGUAUGGAAUGUAGACAAUGGGGGGCUCAUCUUCCUCAUGUUGCUGGGAUUUGUGGUCAAUCUGAAUAUGGUGCACAAUCUGUUGCACUAUCUGGAGGAUAUGAAGAUGAUGAAGAUCAUGGAGAGUGGUUCCUAUAUACAGGAAGUGGUGGAAGAGACUUGAGUGGAAACAAAAGGACAAACAAGACUCAAUCAUUUGAUCAGAAGUUUGAUAAAUCAAAUGAAGCCUUACGAGUUAGCUGCAAAAAGGGCUACCCUGUUCGUGUUGUAAGGUCACACAAGGAAAAACGUUCUUCUUAUGCGCCUGAGAAAGGGGUUAGAUAUGAUGGAGUAUACAGGAUUGAAAAAUGCUGGAGGAAACCUGGAAUUCAAGGAUACAAGGUAUGCAGGUAUCUUUUUGUUCGCUGUGACAAUGAUCCUGCUCCAUGGACAAGUGAUGAAAUUGGUGAUCGCCCAAGACCUUUACCUGUCAUCAAGGAACUCAAGGAAGCAACAGAUAUAACAGAUAGGAAGGGUCUUCCUUCCUGGGAUUAUGAUGAGGAAAAAGCUUCUUGGCUAUGGAAAAUUCCUCCCCCUGGAAGCAGAAAGCAUGCUGACACUGGUGAUAUGGAGGCUGGCAAAGUUCCAAGAACAGUCAGGCGUAAAACACAUAUGAUGUCUGUGAGUGAAAGACUCCUGAAAGAGUUUUGCUGUCUUAUUUGUCACAACGUGAUGAAUUUUCCUCUUACAACUCCAUGUGCACAUAAUUUCUGUAAGUCAUGUUUGGAGAAUGCUUUUUCUGGUCAAACCUUUAUAAAGGAGAGGACAUGUGAAGGGAGGCGAACACUUAGGGCACAGAAGAAUGUCAUGAAAUGCCCAUCUUGCACUAAUGACAUCUCUGAAUACCUCCAGAAUCCACAGGUGAAUAGAGAAUUGAUGAGUGUUAUUGAAUCACUUCAGAGGCAGACAAAAGAAGCAGAGGAAAGUGCAGGUUCUGGAGAAGAAAAUGACAAGUGUGAUGUUAUGGAAGAAGAUAAAGAUAAGGAAGAAAAGGAUAUGAUGAAUAUUGAGGUUGAUGAGAAAGUUGAAGAGUCAAAGGCUGAUGUGAAAGAUGAGAUGAUUGAGGCAGGUGAUGUAGGGAAAGUUGCAUCUGAUGAUUCAGCUGUUAAGGAAAAUGAUAACAAGGAAGCCAUUGAAAAGGCUUCACCAAAAGGUAAAGCUAAGGAAGCCAUUGAAAAAGCUUCUCCUAAAGGUAAAGCUAACAAGAAAAGGAAAGCAGCAGGUGUUACUGAUAACACACCUAAGAAGAAGCUACAUGAGGAGGAGUCUGCAAGUGUGAAGCCAGAAUUGACUGAAACAAAAGAUCCAAAGGUUGAUGAAGAAGGAAAGGGAGGCAACAAGACUACUCCAAAGAAGAAGAAGAAUGGUGGUGGAAAAAUUGCAGCUUCACCAUCACCUUCAAGUCCAGGAGCCAAUACCAGAAGCAAGAAGGCAGUGGCUCAGCAGGAUGAAUAG